Culicoides brevitarsis is the source of this 5658-nucleotide messenger RNA. It is a transcript of the gene Prosap, whose product is annotated as SH3 and multiple ankyrin repeat domains protein 2. The transcript has 14 exons. Gene Ontology annotation, cellular component: dendritic spine; postsynaptic membrane; postsynaptic density. Gene Ontology annotation, molecular function: synaptic receptor adaptor activity; ionotropic glutamate receptor binding. The record is from RefSeq and is a predicted model, not a curated record. The coding region runs from base 1004 to 5539 and encodes 1511 amino acids. NCBI's taxonomy places the organism in Eukaryota, Metazoa, Arthropoda, Insecta, Diptera, Ceratopogonidae.
AUAAGUAAUGUCUCGUGUAACUUUUCGCGAAUUUUUCUAUUAAAACACACAUUAUUGUAUAUCUUUUUUAUGUUUGUUAUUGAUAAAAACAAAAGAAAGAAAAAAAAACUGUCGUAGCCAUGUAGAAGUCAGAACUCAAAACAAUUAAUAUUCUAAACGCAAGUUAAAACAAAAAAAAAGUCGAUCGAAGAAACUUUUUUGUGUAGUGUAUUCAUAAGCUUAUAUAGAUUGUAAGAACAGUACUACAGUGUGAAAUAUUGAUAAAGUUUGUAAUGAAAUUAUUAUUAAAAACUGCAUGAAUUAUCGUUAAGCUUAAAAGUUUAAUAAAUAAAGUGCAUUCAUUCCCACGAUAUUUCUAAAAAAAAACUAAGAAAACGAGGAUCUAUAGAAAAAUUAAGAAAAAAAAUAAAACAAAUAAAAUAAUAAUAAUAAGCAAUAUUCAAUAAUAAAUACUACAAAAAUACACGAAAAAAAUAAAAUUAAUUCAGAAAAUCAAGUUUUACCAGUUAUAUGUGCAUAAAAUAUUAAUAAAAAAUAAAGAAAAAAAUACAAAUGAAAAAUAUUUAAAAGUCUCGAGAAAAAAAUAAAUAAAAAUUAUCAAAAAAAAGUAACGGUAGUGUGUUACAACAACUGAAAGUGAGGUCUACUUUUUGUAUUAUUUAUACUCGUAGUGUAAAUUAUUAAAAAAAUAAAGAAAAGACCUCUCUGUGUGACAACAACAACCGCAUAUUUGGAAUUCAUACUACUAGCAGCAAAAUAAUUUUUUUAAAGUAAAAACUGCUAAAGGUUAAAAAUAAAAAAGAAACAAUAUUAUUGGAUUAUUUAAUUAACAACGAGGACACUUUUUAGAAUGAUGGUCGUUAAACCACAACCUCGUACGCUGCCGCAUUUUAGGAUUAAUUAACUCACUUCUGGUCUGGAAUCGCCCACACAAUUACGUAAAACCUGAAAAAAAAGCAAAACAGAAGAAGCUGUAAAAACGGAAACCAAGGAGAAAAAUAUCAUGGAGACGCAAGUGUAUGAUGACGAACCGCCACCUGAGCCGCGCGAAGGCUGGUUACUCAUCCGCAUCUACGUGCCCGAGUUAAAUGUCCACAAAUGCCUUCAAUUUCCAUCGGAUAAGCUGGUGUGGGACGUGAAACAACAGGUGCUCGCUUCACUUCCAAAGGUCGUUUAUUGGUUCAAGGAAUUAAAGGAGAGCUUUAAUUAUGGCCUUUUCUGUCCUCCAUCGAAUGGUCGAGCUGGAAAAUUCCUCGACGAGGAACGGCGAUUGGGAGAUUAUCCCUUCAACGGACCCGUUGGCUACUUGGAGCUCAAAUACAAACGUCGUGUCUACAAAAUGCUGAAUUUGGAUGAAAAACAACUCAAAGCGCUGCAUACACGAGCAAACCUUCGACGAUUUUUGGAAUGCGUCAACGGGGGACACGUCGAAAAGAUCUCCAAGAUGUGCACGAAAGGCUUAGAUCCGAAUUUUCAUUGUCAGGAAUCGGGUGAGACGCCGUUGACGUUAGCUACGCGCUCGAAAAAGCCAAACAAGCUGCUGAUUGCCUUGGUGAAUGGCGGUGCACUCCUCGACUAUCGCACAAAAGACGGCGUCACAGCGCUACAUCGUGCCGUCGAAUUCGAUUGUCUCGAGGCAGUGAGUACGUUGCUUGAACUGGGAGCAUCUCCCAAUUAUCGAGACACAAAGGGCAUUACUCCCGUUUACUUGUCGAUUGUGAAGAAAAGUGAUCCAAAAAUCUGCGAAAUUUUGUUGCACGAUCAUGCGACACUCGGCAUUCAGGACACUCAAGGAUGGCAGGAAGUGCAUCAAGCAUGUCGUAAUGGUAUGGUCCAUCAUUUAGAACAUUUAUUGUUUUACGGUGCUGACAUGGAUGGUCAGAACGCUUCUGGUAAUACGCCGUUGCAUGUUUGUGCGGUAAAUAAUCAAGAGGCUUGCGCUAGAAUGCUUCUUUUUCGUGGUGCUCAACGUGAUGCACUCAAUUACGCAAAUCAAACACCUUAUCAGGUCGCAGUCAUCGCUGGAAAUCUCGAACUCGCAGAAAUCAUUCAGAAUUACAAGUCUGAGGAUAUUGUUCCCUUUCGAGGGCCUCCCAGAUACAAUCCAAGACGUCGUUCGGGCUUGGGAUGGGGAGCUACAUUAUCCCGCAUUGGCGGUCCGCCGUCGCCAUGCCCCUCCGAACAUCCAUUUAGCUCAGCCAGCUCAAGUCUCUCCGAAGGAUCGAGUCAUCGUAGUCACGAAGAUGACAUCAGCAUUGUGACAGACAAAAGUCUUGGCGACACGAGUGAUAUCAUAAGUGACUCAUCGGGAGUCGGUACAAAUUCCGAUAGUGCUGCAUGUUCCAUUGGUCAUCCAAGUACGACAGUUGUGUGCAUGGAAGCGUACAACCCAACAGUUAGUGGGCAUCUCGUAAUUCAGCCGGGAGACGUAAUCGAAGUUGUUGGAUCGACAGAUUGUGGCUUGCUGGAGGGUUAUGUGCGCGGAACAAAUCGUACUGGCUUCUUUCCGUCGCACGUCGUGCAGGAAGUGCAAUUCCGACAGAAGAGUAUUGUCAAUGUUUCGACCGCAAGCAUGCAAUAUUCGACGUCGAUGAUGAUGCCAACCAGCAAACACGACGACGUCAUGGAUAAAAUGGACGAUGGCAUGAUGAACAAGUCCGAUAUUAUGAGUCAAAGUUUAAAUUAUAACACGGCACCGAGAAUGAAGAAGCAGUAUUCCAAUGAACCUCGCACUGUCAUCCUUCAUAAGUCGAAACGAGGAUUUGGAUUUAUUUUACGAGGAGCGAAACAAUCGUCUCCGUUGAUGCAGUUGAAACCUUCGAUGAAAUGUCCCGCGCUGCAAUAUUUGGACGAUGUUGAUCCCGGAGGCGUAGCUGACUUGGCAGGAUUGAAGCCCGGGGAUUUCUUACUUGAAAUCAAUGGUGAAGAUGUCGCUGCCGCUUCCCACGAACACGUCGUUGAUCUAAUUCGUCGCUCCGGUUCUCUCGUCUCCCUCACUGUGGUUACCUUGCCAAAUAAUCAUACCACCAACACAAUUCUGAAAGAUGUGCCAAAUAACAAUAAUUCGGGAUGCCUCACGCCAAUCGCCACACGUCAGUGCUCUACGUUGCCUCGUCGCAUGAGCGGACCCGGCAAACUUCCCGCUCCAGCGCCUCCUCGUCGAGAUCCCCGCACGACACUCAGCGUAGGACGUGCUCGUGCCAAAUCCAUGGUAGCUGGCUUGGAAAAUGGCGGCGAAAAGGACGACGAUGACAGCGCAAAUCACACGAAAUGCAAUUCGAUCGAGUCGAUCAAUCAUGCUGUCAUGCAUUCGUCAGCAAUGUCAACGCCAACAGCUCAUGGUCCGGGAACGCCAACGCAACCACGUGUCGCCAGCAUCAAAUCUCGCCCGACAUCAAGUCGCAUCACAGCUGCCGAGUUGGAAGAGCUGUUUUCACGACAACAUGGCACCGAUUCGCAAAAUAAUCGCUUUAGUACGAUGAUGACUUCGAGUCGCUUCCAAUCGAGUGGCUUGGAUAGUAGUGCGACAACACCGCCCGCAUCUCCCAAUAAAGCUCCGUUAGUUUAUGCGAGUGUUGCUGACAUGAAAAGAAAGCAAAAAGGCAGAACGGGAACAUUAAAAGGACGUCCCGUGGCAAUUCCAACUGUGCAAUCUGACCUCAAACGUACGUUCCACAGCACCCCAGAUCUCGCAACUGGUCUAAAUUCAUCCACGAACAGCAUCCAAUGGACCCAAACCUUCAAAAAUCACCGUUCGCAAGACGACAUGCACAACUUGAAUAUGUCAAUGUCACGUUUAAAUCUUCCGCCGCCAACUUGUCCUCCGCCUCCAAUUCCCGCAGUUGUCGGGCAAGUCGUCAAAGUCGACGUCAAAUCCGAAUACGAGAGCACCGUCAACUUGCAAAAGCAAAUUCAAGCAAAAAUGCAGCAAAUGCAACAACAAAAGACGGCAAAUCAGCAACAAGUCAAAGAAUCCGCAGGUCAAGCGAAGGAAACGGAAAUCAUGUCGAGCUUCAGACCGGGAUCCAAUGCGAAAAUUUACGCAUCGCCACAGGAUUUGAAGAAAAUCGCAAGUAAUCAACCGAGAACUGAACCUCCGGCGACAACAAAUGCAACUUCGACAGUUGUUAAUAACGUUGCUGAAACUGUUGCUGUCAACAAAUCGAGUAGCGUCGUAAGUCCUUAUGCUCAGCCAGGUCUUCCAGGAAAUAUUCCGCCUCCUCCUGCGCCGCCAGCGAUGAAUCAACCAGCUUCGACAGGCAAAUUUAGCAGCAAUGGACCUGCUCCGAUGAUUCCAGAGCCGGAUUACAGCUUCAGUGAGUCCGAUGGCGAAGAGGAUAUUUCCGUGAGACAAGUGAAGAUUGUGCCAAAUGCGAAUAAUACGACGACAAUCCAAGUUAAUAGCUCGAACAACAAUAAUAUCAGUCCACAGCCGCAACCAAUUGAGACGAGUGGUAAUAGUAAUGCAAGCGGAUCAAGCAGCGGUUCAAGUUCGAUGGCUCAAUCGUUCUCCGUCGAUGACAUCCAAAAGAUGCGCACGAAACUCAAGUCAUCCAAAUCAUAUCCAAACGACUUCUUGCGUCAACAAAACCAGAAUCGCAUCAACGAAAACAACGAAGAAGGCGAUAAUUCAUCAUCUGGCGUCAGUAGCGAUCAAGAGAUUCAAGUCAACAACAAUGGAACUCCCGAAACGAAGAAAGCUCCGGUCAUCAUGAAGCAAGAAGUCGUCGCGAAACAAGUCGUACAAGUUGAAAAAACGACUGUUAAAGCGCCUCCGGUUCAACAAACGACACCGCAAACACAACAACAAAACAACUUGAAGCCUUCUUUAGUGCAAAAAACCACCCAACCAACAUCAAUUCUAAAGCAAACGAGCACACACAUAAUUAGUAGCAGUAAUUCGUAUAAAAAUAGUAAUUCAAUCAAUAACACCUCACAAUCCACCCCCAAUAACAUGAAUGAACAACCAAAGAAAGUUGCCGCACAAUUUAACACGACGCCCGUUACGACGAGAAUAACCAACAGCAUUGUUUCGAAAAUGAUUCCACAGCAACAAGCUCCUGCAUUGCCCGAAAAGACGAGAACGCCAACAUUGCAACAGCAACAACAACAACAGCGUUAUCAGCAAACCCUCAGUCAAAUCCAAGCUCACAAAGCAGGCACCAUUACACCGAAAAAGCUCGAUUUGCAACAACAAUUGAGCAACGAGCAACGUUCCGACGACGACGACUUGAGUCCGAGCCCGCCUUCCAUGGGUUUCCAACGUCACAAUUCGCUGACACGCAAACAGGCGGCUCAGCUAGCAGCUCAACGUGCAAAAGCCAUGCAAAAUCAAAUUCGUGCCGUAUCGCUUGCCCAACUCCCACCCCCAUUGGAAGCGGAUUCCGAUGACAGCGACAGCGUAGCAACGAUGGGACCUGCGACAGUUGUUCUCGCACCGCCUCCAGAGUUUUGCGACUUUCAUCCAGCAAGUCAAAAUAAUCCGCGCGUUCGCAUUGUAGGCGCUGUCCCGAAAGCAAAUCGCUUGCAUAGUCAAUAGCAGGAACCGCAUCCGCAGCAUAGGCGACGGAAAUAAGUUAUUUUUGUUGUAAAGAAGUGAAAAUCUCGUACAUGGAAUGAAAUGUAGUUUAUUUUUUUGAAGAAAAAAAAAUAUAUAUU